AUGGCGGAUUCGCGGCCCAGCCGCCCUCGGCGCGGCGGCGCGCAGCACAAGCUGCUGCAGAAGAUGGUGCGCCUCGAGCGGGGCGGCCCGCGGCGCUCCGAGCCCGAGGCGGCCGGCCGGCGAGCGGCCUCGGGCGACGGCGGCUCCUGCUCCGGCUGCUGGUGCUGGCGGCGGCUCUUCCGACCCGGGGCGGCCCGCGCGGGCCCGCGCAGGAAGAAGGCCCAGGAGUGCGGCGUGUGGGGGCCGCUGAGCCUGCAGAGGCUGUUCCAGAGGCUGGCGGCGUGGAGGCGCUCCCUGCGGAGCGGGGAGCGACCCGAGAGGCUGGAGGAGAUCCCUCUGCUGGUGCUGGACCGCGAGCAGGACGGCGACUAGGCCGCGGCCGGGUGGCCCCUGCUGGUGCGACCGCCUGCUCUCCCCCUCCCCGAGAAACUGGCCCUCAUUCCGCAUCCUGAGCAUUGGUUUUAUUUUGUAAACAAAGGCAAGAAAUGA
This is a messenger RNA of Lepus europaeus (European hare), 489 nucleotides long. RefSeq names its product chromosome 14 C1orf202 homolog (gene C14H1orf202). The record is from RefSeq and is a predicted model, not a curated record. The transcript has a single exon. Lineage: Eukaryota; Metazoa; Chordata; Mammalia; Lagomorpha; Leporidae.